AUGACUGAUGAGCAAAUUCUGACUCAAAUGCAAGCCAUCAAGGAUGAAGAAGCGAAUCUACAUCCUUUGGUGGACAAUUCUGUUGACCUGGUUGAACUUGAAAAAGAGUACCAGAACGGAAGUGCAGCUUUCCAGAACAAAAUCAGGAAUCUAUCAGAAACUCACGAUAGGAUGCGACGUUCGCGUGGCGAUGGUAAUUGCUUUUACCGUGCAUUUGCAUUUGCAUGGUUUGAACGAGUGAUGCUCGCCAAGAAUAAACCCGAGUUGCAUAUGAAUGCAGUCAAGGCGAUGGAAGAGUCCAAGGACUUGUUGUUGGCUGCACAAUUUGAGCUCCUCGCGUUUGAAGAUUUUUACCUGGUGACGUUGGAGACGCUUCAAAACUUGGUUCAUUACACACCCGAGGAACUCUUGGCAGCCUUUCAGAAUGAUGAGAUCUCAAACUCGAUUGUGAUGCAUUUCCGGUUGAUGGUCUCUGCUUAUUUGAAGACCCAUCAAGAGGACUAUGCACCCUUCUUGGAAUUUGGACAGACCAUGGAUGAAUUUUGUUCAAUGCAUGUGGAGGCGAUGGGCCGAGAAUCGGAGGAGAUGAUGUUGAUUGCUCUGACCAAAGUCACUCAUGUGAGUGUCGAGGUUGCAUACCUGAGCGGGAACGAGAAUGUGGACGAGGUCAACUUCUUACCAUUCUUGCCUGAUACAGAGCCGUAUAUGCCACCCUUGGUAUUGUUGUAUCGACCGGGGCACUAUGACAUUCUUUACCGCAAGAGCCAUUGCUUAGAAGGAGUUGUAUAG
Messenger RNA from Lobosporangium transversale, 789 nucleotides. Its product is annotated as peptidase C65 Otubain-domain-containing protein. Gene Ontology annotation, molecular function: ubiquitin binding; cysteine-type deubiquitinase activity. Gene Ontology annotation, biological process: protein K48-linked deubiquitination. The transcript has 3 exons. Lineage: Eukaryota; Fungi; Mortierellomycota; Mortierellomycetes; Mortierellales; Mortierellaceae. The record is from RefSeq and is a predicted model, not a curated record. The coding region runs from base 1 to 789 and encodes 262 amino acids. Gene Ontology annotation, cellular component: nucleus.